UUGUUGUCGCCCCGCCCCGCGCGGCCAUGGGGGAUGACACGGGGCUGGGGGACGGGCCGGGGCUGGGGGACGGGCCGGGGCUGCGGCUCGGCUUUAACCCGCGCUGGGUCCGCAUCGAGACCGACGACGAGGACGAGGAGGAACCGGAGCAGCGCUUCGUGCCGCCCGGCCCGGCCUUCAUCCCGCCCAUCCCGGUUAUCCCCGUUAUCCCGCCCGUCCCCCCCGCCCCGCUGUGUCUCUAUGGGCCGCUCCCGGUUCCGCCGUUUCCCCCCCCGCGCCGUUUCCCGGCCGUGGACCCGGAGCCGCGUGAACUGAGCGCGACGUGGGGGCAGCGCGUCACGGCCGAGGAGGCGGAACGGAACGCGCUGGAGCUGCUGGCGGAGGAGGAUCGAGAGAAGAGGAAAGCGGAGAAAAAGAAACUGAAGAAGAAGAAGCAGAAGGACAGGAGGAAACAGGAGAAGCUGGAGCAGGAGCUGAGGAGCAAACAGGCGGCUGCGUCGAGCACCACGUCCCUGCCCGGUGCUGCUCCUGGGGACACCGGUGGCAUCGAGGAGGAGAGCGGCUGCCUGACCAGCUGCCCACAGCACCUCCAGGAUCGUGCAGAGGAGGGACUGGGGGACCUGGAGGGCAUAGAGGAUGAACUGGACUUGAGCUGCAGUUUUGUCGUCAAAGCUUGGCAGAAGGCUGGCGUGAAGCUGCCGCCACCUGCAAGAGAGAAAUCAGUCAGAGCUGAUGCUGCAGAGCCCAGAAAGAGGCUGCAGGAGGGGGAGCCUGACCCCCCACUGUCCUGCGUGGUUGCCCCACUGGAGCCUGACCCCCCACUGUCCUGCGUGGUUGCCCCACUGGAGCCUGAACCCCCGCUGUCCUGCGUGGUUGCCCCACUGGAGCCUGACCCCCCGCUGCCCUGCGUGGUUGCCCCACAGGCAUCCAAGCCUGAGCCUGCAACCCUGGACUCGAACAUGUUGGAGCAGAGCAUGAUCCUUGCAGGCUGUGGCAACCAGGCUGCCAUGCAGGGACGCUACACAGAGGCUGUGCAGGCCUUCACCGAGGCCAUAAAGCUGAACCCCAGGGAGCACCGGCUCUUUGGGAACCGGUCCUACUGCUAUGAAAAGCUCCAGCAGUACCAGGAGGCGCUGAGGGACGCAGAGAUGGCCCUGGGGCUGCAGCCCAACUGGCCCAAAGGCUUCUUCCGCAAGGGCAAGGCGCUGUGGGGGCUGCAGCGCUACGCCGAGGCCACGGACACCUUUAAGCAGCUGCUGCGCCUGGAGGGCACAAACGCUGAUGUAAGCACCCAGCUGGAGGCCUGCCACAUGCUGCUGCAGCAGAGCAGCCUCCGCGAUGCCAGCGGUCCCAGGGACGUCCCCGUGCUGGAAGCUGGGGAGCCGCUGCCACCCACCUCUGCAGGUGGGUGUGUGAACGGGAGCUGCGGCCACGGGGACACGAGCGGCUUCGUGACCGUAGUGAACUCAAGGAGCCACUCAAAAAACCACACGCGGACCACAGCCACAGCGAGCCCCAAGGACACGCUGCCUUCACAGCACCCUGCCAGGGACUGCUUUCCUCUGUGGGUUGGAAAUCUCACCGUCAAGAUCACCAGGGAAGUGCUGCAGAGCUGCUUCAGCCGGUUUGGGCAGAUCCAUUCCAUCCGGGUGAUCCCGGACAAGUUCUGCGCCUUCAUCAACUUCCAGCACAAGGCGGCGGCAGAAGCUGCGUUCAGGGCGAUGCAGGGCUCUGACCUGGGGGGCUGCCGGCUGGCGCUGCAGCUCAAGCACCCGUCCCACGCCACGCCGCCGCCCCGGCAGCGCCCGUAGCCUCCCCCGUGUUCGCUGCUGAGCCGGGAACCUUCCUCGUGUCUCGGGGUGCGGCGCGGGACCCCGCCGGGCGCUGCCGGACCCACGGAGGAGCCCGGAGCGCUGCGGGAGCUCAGGGCCGCACGCCGGGCUUUGGAGCCUCGCUCCUGCCGCAGCCUCACGUGCCUUCUCCCCGCAGCGGCCCGGCCCCGUCCCGCUGCCCCACCGCUCCUACCUCGUGCCCCAUCGUGGCUGUGCCUCGGGCCGGUCCGGGGGGGUCGGUACCCACAGGGGCAGCCCCUUCCUUCGGGGCUGUGCUCCUGCUUCGGGUUUCUUAAUAAAAAAGAACUGACAGUGC
Molecule: messenger RNA, 2148 nt
Organism: Coturnix japonica (Japanese quail)
Lineage: Eukaryota; Metazoa; Chordata; Aves; Galliformes; Phasianidae
Source: RefSeq, a predicted model, not a curated record